Molecule: messenger RNA, 1449 nt
Organism: Heterostelium album PN500
Lineage: Eukaryota; Evosea; Eumycetozoa; Acytosteliales; Acytosteliaceae
Product: dual specificity protein phosphatase family protein
Exons: 5
Coding region: 1-1449 (482 amino acids)
Biological process (GO): protein dephosphorylation; negative regulation of MAPK cascade
Cellular component (GO): cytoplasm
Molecular function (GO): MAP kinase tyrosine/serine/threonine phosphatase activity; protein tyrosine/threonine phosphatase activity
Source: RefSeq, a predicted model, not a curated record
AUGAAAAAACUAAGAAUAUCUCAUAUAGUUAGUUGUGCAGGACAAGUUAAAUUUCCACAAAAUUAUUCAAUUCUUAAAGCACAUAAUUUAGAAGAUGAACCAGAACAAGAUAUUCUUACAUUCAUAGAGGAAUCAUUUCAAUUCAUUGAGAAAGCACGUUCUGAAAAUGGCAUAGUUUUCGUACAUUGUUUGGCUGGCAAGAGUAGGAGUCCUACCAUUAUCAUUGCCUACUUGAUGAGGAUGCAACAGGUACCACUGAAACAGAUCUAUCAUUUGGUGUACGAAGCUAGAGAUCUCAUACAACCAAACGAUGGAUUCAUGAUGCAAUUACUUCAACUAGAAACUAAACUUCUCGGUUCAACAUCGUUUGAAGUAAACGAAUGGAAAAAUAUCAAACCAAGACAUAAUAAGAAGACAAGACUAACAUUUGUUCAACACAUAAAGAAACAAGAAAAGAAUGAACAAUCUUCAUCUUCAGAUAGUAACAAUGAUGAUAAUAAUAAUAAUAAUGAGAAUAAUCAAAAUAGUGAAGAGGAAAUGAAGAGAUUGAAUGAAGAGAUUCAAGCUAUAGCAUUGUCAACGAAAUUCAAUCAUACCGCUCAUCUAAAGAAUGAAAUUAUCGAUAAGAUCAAUGAGUAUUUGGAACAGAUAUUGACUGUGGAAGUGUUAUUAAAGGCGAUUGGCAAUGUAGAUAAUCUAUACUCGACACUCUCAAAUUCGGUGUUUACUCAUAAACGUGUUGGACCUCUGAUGGGUCAAAUAAAGAAACAUGUCGGUAAAGAACUAUUCACACAAACAUCUGGUGGUGAAUAUCUUCGAUCAAAAGACGAUAGAAUCGAAUGGAAAGACAUUGCAAACCUAAUGGAAUCAAGAAUCAUUUUAUUAUUAGAAAAAGAGGUAUUUCAAAAGAAACUUUUACUUAGAAGUAAUAAUAACAAUAAAAAAAAACAUAUAAAAAUUAUUUGCAAAAUGGAAAACGAUUAUGAAACAGAAUCAAAUAUCAGUAGUGAAUCAUGGUAUAAUUUGGUUGGAGAGGAAAUAUUGUCAGAUUUAGACAAUUUUUAUGAAUUGGAUUCUGAUUCUUUCGAUUGUUGGGAAUCAGAUAUGGAAGAUGAAAAAGAAAUUUUGGUUGGUGAAACUAUUUCGUUCGAAAAGGAAUUGGAGAAUGAAUCUGAAUAUAGAAGAAAACCAAAAAUUAGAAAAUAUUCAAUCGAUUAUGUUCAUCAACCUUCAAUAUUAUCGAAAUCAAUGAUUUUUUCGCUACACUAUAACAUCGAACAGAUUUCAAAAGAAGUUGCAUCAAAUUGUAUUUUUGCAUCGAAAAGAACAUCAAAGAAAGUUAAAAAGAUUAGUUAUGUCGUAAGAGAUCAAUGCCGUAAAGCAUCAAGAGAAACAGUUGAGCUAAUGCAUAAAUCAAGAGUUCAAAAGAAUCUAUUACUUGUCCAAUGA